AUGUCUGCGGAAUUCCGUGUCAACGAUACGUCCAAGUCCUACAGGGACUGCUUUGUCGUCGAAUACUUGGCAUAUACUCUCUGUGCUGGGGAGGACGACGAUGGGGACGAAGCCGGCGAUCCUUUGGUCAUCCGACGUCCACCUUCGCUAUCUCGAAUAUCUCACGUCCCUGGCGCCUUUCCACCCAUUUCUCUGGUGCUAGAAGCGUUUCGAAAGGCCAUCGUCGAGGAGCAGGAGAAGACAGCCAGUAAGAUUCUCUUCGCGUUGAGAGGGAUUGUCAAACUUGGGAUAGAGGGCGCCUUCGCCGUCAGCAAGGAGCUUGCCGCUCGUGAUGUCAUCACAUCCAACUAUCUUUGGACGUUGCUUGCGCCCGGAGAGCGCAGAUACACCAAUAGCGGUGGCCAUAGCCGGCCGGCUCUACAAGCUCCGCCCUUCCAGCUUGCAACAUGA
Molecule: messenger RNA, 450 nt
Organism: Colletotrichum higginsianum IMI 349063
Lineage: Eukaryota; Fungi; Ascomycota; Sordariomycetes; Glomerellales; Glomerellaceae
Product: AAA family
Exons: 3
Coding region: 1-450 (149 amino acids)
Source: RefSeq, a predicted model, not a curated record